Myripristis murdjan (pinecone soldierfish) is the source of this 2953-nucleotide messenger RNA. RefSeq names its product solute carrier family 1 member 4 (gene slc1a4). NCBI's taxonomy places the organism in Eukaryota, Metazoa, Chordata, Actinopteri, Holocentriformes, Holocentridae. Gene Ontology annotation, biological process: L-glutamate transmembrane transport; L-serine transport. Gene Ontology annotation, molecular function: L-alanine transmembrane transporter activity; L-serine transmembrane transporter activity; L-aspartate transmembrane transporter activity. The coding region runs from base 1 to 1593 and encodes 530 amino acids. Gene Ontology annotation, cellular component: plasma membrane. The transcript has 8 exons. The record is from RefSeq and is a predicted model, not a curated record.
AUGGAGAAGAAGAGCGAGAUCAACGGGCACGCCAUGCCCAGCUCGGCCUCCACGGACCGGAUGCUGGAGCAGAGCGCGCAGAAAAGCCCCCGGGACAAAGUGCUGGCGUUUCUGAAGCGGAACCUGCUGGUGAUCCUGACCGUGUCCGGCGUCCUGGUGGGCGUCGGGCUGGGCAUGAUGGUCCGGAACAUGCACCUGACCCGGGCGCAGAUGACCUACUUCGCCUUCCCGGGCGAGAUGCUCCUCCGGAUGCUGAAGAUGAUCAUCCUGCCGCUGGUGGUCUGCAGCCUCAUCUCCGGCGCCGCCAGCCUGGACACCCGCUCCCUGGGCAAGCUGGGGGGCAUCGCCGUCUCCUACUUCCUGGUGACCACCCUGAUCGCAUCGGGCAUCGGGGUGGCGCUGGCGUUCAUCAUCAAGCCCGGCGUGGGCGCAGGGGCUCUCAACACCAACAACCUGGGACUGGAGAGCGUCACCACCAACAAGGAGACCACCGACUCGUUUUUAGAUCUGGCCAGGAAUUUGUUCCCUGCUAACUUGGUGGCUGCUGCUUUCCGCUCUUACGCCACCGACUACAAGAUGGUCGCCGCGGGAAACGACACCAACGGGACCACCCUCUACCAAAAGGUGCCCGUCGGGACAGACACAGAUGGCAUGAACAUCCUGGGUCUGGUGCUGUUUGCCAUGGUGUUCGGCGUGGCGCUGAGGAAACUGGGAGACGAAGGAGAGGAGCUCAUCCGUUUCUUCAACGCCUUCAACGAGGCCACCAUGGUGCUGGUGUCCUGGAUCAUGUGGUACGUCCCCUUCGGCAUCAUGUUCCUGGUGGGCAGUAAGAUCGUGGAGAUGGAAGACGUGGUCCUUUUGGUCACCAGCCUGGGGAAGUACAUCUUCGCCUCCAUCCUGGGCCACAUCAUCCACGGAGGCAUCGUCCUGCCCCUCAUCUACUUCGGUUUCACGCGCAAGAACCCCUUCAGUUUCCUGUCGGGGCUCAUCACGCCCUUCACCACCGCCUUCGCCACCUGCUCCAGCUCGGCGACUCUUCCCUCCAUGAUAAAAUGCGUCGAGGAGAACAACGGCGUCGACAAGCGCAUCAGCCGCUUCAUCCUGCCCAUCGGCGCCACCGUCAACAUGGACGGGGCGGCCAUCUUCCAGUGCAUCGCCGCCGUCUUCAUCGCUCAGCUCAACAACGCCGAGCUGAACGCCGGGCAGAUCUUCACCAUCCUAGUGACGGCCACAGCCUCCAGCGUGGGCGCAGCGGGCAUCCCGGCCGGCGGCAUCAUCACCAUCGCCAUCAUCCUGGAGGCCAUCGGCCUGCCGACCAACGACCUGUCGCUCAUGCUGGCUGUCGACUGGAUUGUGGACCGCACCACCACGGUGGUGAACGUGGAAGGCGACGCUCUGGGCGCUGGGAUCCUCCACCACAUCAACCAGCAGGAGAUGAAGAAGCAGCAGCAGCAGGGGAAGCAGGAGGACGAGGAGCUGGCGGAGGUGCGGGUGGAGGCGGUGGCCAACGUGCAGGCGGAGGAGGAGACCUCGCCGCUCGUCACGCACCAAACCAAAGAGGCCACGCCGGAGGCCAUCGAGUCUGUCCUGUGAACUCUGCGAGAUACUUUUCACGCCUCCUGACCUUUCUACCUUUCUACAGCUGUGACGUUGCUACUGACUGGAUGCCAUUUUGACUCAGUGUGUGUGUACGUGUGUUCACCCAAACGAGGUCACUGGUCGUUUCACUUGUGAAAACGCAAACCGAAAAAGUGCCAUAUACUGUACGACAGCCUCAAUAUACCUGGAGCUGCUGCAGGUUUUUUUAACAUCUCGGUCUCAUGGGACAAAGUCCUCAUAGCUGGGUUUCCCUCUAAGCAUUUUCAACUAUGCGACUUAUGAUAAGUUGAAUUUAUAAAGGUGAAUUUCGAUAAAAUUUCCUCAGUAUUAAGUUUUUACGCUCGCUUGAGAUUGAGUUAAGAAAGAUGUGAUAAGAAAUUACAGCGGUGGGAAAUGUGUUUCCAGACAAAACAAUGAGGUACUUACAUUUUCAGCGAAAGGCGAGCUAUAAAAAAAUCCAUCUGUCGCAGUUUCCCAGAGACGUUGCAGUUCUGUUGCAUUCAUGUACAAGACACCCGCCGCUACGUUUCCAUUCAUAUGUGCUUUGUGUUCUUUCAGAAGCUGCAUCGAUUUGUUUUUAUCAUAGACUGUUUAAAAGAUGGACGACACGACAGCUCCUUAAAAGUGAAGCCAAAACAUCUCUAUCGCCCCCUGGUGGCUGGCUGUAGUAUAGGUAAAAAAAGAAACCCCUGCCCCCUCCAUGUUAUCAGAUGGGAAACUGACCAAACUAAAAAAAUCAUAGUGCACAACAAAUGCAUUUUUCCAAAAGAUGGUUUGUCAUUUUAGCUAGCUCUUAUCGUGCUCAUGUAUGCGCAGUUUUUCUAGUAAGGUUGAUUUUAGUUACUAAUUGGGGUAUAACGUCAUGAUUGACAGCUGUGGAGUCACAGAGCCAUUUGUGAGCCCAGUUGUAACCAUGACUGUCAUACGAGAUAAAAAAAUCUCUCUUUACCAGUUGGUAAACGUCAAGCAUGCCAACCUAUUUACGCCGAUGACACCCCGCUGUGUCAACAGGUGGCACUAGGCUAUGUAGUGACACACACAUUACAAACUCUCACGGCAGUGUUUCUGCAGGCACAGCCGUUCCUGACUGAUUCAAUGAAACAGUACAAAAGAAAUCACCGUGGCGAUUGGUACAUUUAUAGCCACAGACAUGACAGGUGCGCUUUAAUGGAAAACACAGUUUUCACAACAUGCUGACUGUCACUGAGCCCCGGCACGCUGCUCCUUCACCUGCUCCUUUGAGCCGGACUGUAAUUCCUGCUUUUUACAAAAAAAAAAACAAAAAACAAAAAAAACAAUAGCCCUAAUAGAGAAGGAUUUGAGGGAGGUCGAGCGCAGAUACCUGAUGGGUCAG